Aricia agestis (brown argus) is the source of this 1298-nucleotide messenger RNA. Its product is annotated as pancreatic lipase-related protein 2-like. The coding region runs from base 133 to 1107 and encodes 324 amino acids. Gene Ontology annotation, molecular function: lipase activity. The record is from RefSeq and is a predicted model, not a curated record. The transcript is spliced from 5 exons. Gene Ontology annotation, biological process: lipid metabolic process. NCBI's taxonomy places the organism in Eukaryota, Metazoa, Arthropoda, Insecta, Lepidoptera, Lycaenidae.
GCCUAUUUUUAUCGACUCUACAGCUUAGAUUCUCGGUCGCUUAAGUAAUUCUAAAAACUUUAUCGGACCAAUCGAUAAUUUAAUAAGAUUAAUUAUGAGCUGAUUAUGUUUUACAUAUAAAAUGCUAACAACAUGGUGUUUUUACUAGUUUGGUGCACUCAGUUAAAAAUGUUCACCAGUAAUCUCGUACUGGUUCUAGUUAUCUAUUUUACGUUAAGUGAAGGUACAACAAGGGGUCCUCCAGAUUUUCUUGAAUCUAAUAGUGGAAAAAAUUCGUAUAGUAUUAUAACUGAAGAUUUUACUGAAAGUGGAGCUAAUAAUGGAUACUAUCUUUACACGCGGACGAAUCUAAAUGAACCGCAAAAAAUCACUUUCGGUGACAAAGACUCUUUAAUGAAAUCAAAUUACGAUGCUGACAAAGAACUUGUUGUAAUUGUACAUGGUUGGGCUAGCGAUCGACAUUCACCUGUAAACGAAGUUGUCAAAUCCUCCUACCUCAAAGUCACUGACGUCAAUGUUAUAGUAGUCGAUUGGGGUGAUAGCCAGGAGAAUUACGUUAGGACCAGUUUAAGAGUUCCUAGCACUGGGAGGUAUCUGGGAAAUUUUGUGCAAUGGGUGUUUGAUACAGCUGGUGGAGAUUGGGACAGAGUCCAUUUAGUCGGAUACAGCUUAGGUGCUCAUGUUGUUGGUAAUGCUGGACGUGAAGUCGGUGGUCUACCAAAAAGGAUAACAGGCUUAGACCCAGCUGGACCAUUAUGGGGACAUUCAUAUUCACUGGACACCAAUGCUGGACAGUAUGUCGAAGUCAUCCAUACUUGUGCAAUAAGAAGAGGAGCGAUCAAUGCUAUUGGACAUGUAGACUUCUAUCCAAACGGAGGUACCAAGCAACCUGGUUGUGAGGAUGCAACGUGCGCUCAUGACAGAGCCUACGAGCUGUUUGCUUCCAGCCUUGAAAACAGUCAUUUAAUUGGAAGGCAGUGCAUGUUGGUCUCAUUCGCAGUUGUUGGUGCAUGCUUUGGUGACACUCUUGUCAUGGGAAAUACAGACUUGUCGAAAACAGGGAGCGGAAUAUAUUAUUUAUCAACAAACGACAGCUGGCCUUUUUAAUUUUUACCAAAAGAAAUAAAGACAUGCACACCGUGCCAAUCACGUGGUAUACUUUAGUUUAUCAAGCAAGUGUACAAUACAAGUAGAAAAUUGAUUUUCUUCGAGAUUACACUGAGUGAAAUAAAAAAGGUACUACAAAAACACAUUUUAUUGAUACAAGUUUUAGAAUGGCCAACUUCUUCCAGUAAAUA